Messenger RNA from Glycine soja, 3725 nucleotides. Its product is annotated as aconitate hydratase, cytoplasmic-like. The coding region runs from base 217 to 3156 and encodes 979 amino acids. Gene Ontology annotation, cellular component: cytosol; mitochondrion. The record is from RefSeq and is a predicted model, not a curated record. Gene Ontology annotation, biological process: citrate metabolic process; tricarboxylic acid cycle. Gene Ontology annotation, molecular function: aconitate hydratase activity; 4 iron, 4 sulfur cluster binding. NCBI's taxonomy places the organism in Eukaryota, Viridiplantae, Streptophyta, Magnoliopsida, Fabales, Fabaceae. The transcript is spliced from 20 exons.
CACAGUAGUAGUUAAUAGAGCUCAGCCUCAAUGUUGCCAUUGCUAUAACAUCCCAAUCAAUUGUCAUCACGAAGGCACGCAGCCCUAGUUCAAAUUCACACACCCUUCCAUCUCUCUAUCGUUGUCGUUGCAGCAAAAGACGCCACAAAACAAAACCGCCACCACCCAUCCUUAUCCUUCCUGCCUCCGAAUGCGUGAUCACUGAUCGUCACCAACAUGUAUAUAACAACGGCCUCUUCGCUCCUCAGAGCAACCAGGCCUAAACUCUUCUUUCCCUCUCCUUCUCCUUCUAGAGCCUUCGCUUCCCGCACUUCUUCCUUCUCCGCCGCUCCUUCCCUCCUCCGCUGCUCCGUUCCGCGCUGGAGCCACCGCCUCCAUUCCACCUCUCCGCUCUCUCCCCGUCCUCCGAUCACCGCCGUCGCUCCCGUCGUCGAACGCUUCCAUCGCCAAAUCGCUACCAUGGCCAAUGAAAAUCCUUUCAAGGGAAACUUGACCAGUCUCCCAAAGCCUGGUGGUGGCGAGUUUGGAAAGUUCUACAGUCUUCCUUCUCUCAAUGAUCCGAGAAUUGACAGGUUACCAUACUCCAUCAGAAUUCUCCUUGAAUCUGCCAUUCGUAAUUGUGACAAUUUUCAAGUCAAAAAAGAAGAUGUUGAGAAGAUUCUCGACUGGGAAAAUAAUUCUACGAAGCAAGUUGAAAUUCCUUUCAAGCCCGCUCGUGUUCUCUUGCAGGAUUUUACUGGAGUCCCGGCUGUUGUUGACCUGGCCUGCAUGCGUGAUGCUAUGAAUAAGCUUGGCAGUGAUUCAAAUAAGAUCAACCCUCUGGUUCCUGUGGAUCUUGUCAUUGAUCAUUCAGUUCAAGUUGAUGUUACAAGGUCAGAUAAUGCAGUGCAGGCCAAUAUGGAGCUUGAAUUUCAGAGAAACAAGGAGAGGUUUGCUUUUCUUAAAUGGGGGUCAACUGCAUUCCUUAACAUGCUUGUUGUUCCUCCUGGUUCUGGUAUAGUACAUCAGGUCAAUCUUGAAUAUCUUGGAAGGGUUGUAUUCAACAAUGAGGGCCUACUCUAUCCUGACAGUGUAGUUGGGACUGAUUCACAUACAACUAUGAUAGACGGGCUUGGUGUUGCUGGAUGGGGAGUUGGAGGUAUUGAAGCUGAGGCAGCAAUGCUUGGUCAGCCUCUGAGCAUGGUUUUGCCUGGUGUUGUUGGGUUCAAGUUAUCUGGAAAACUACACAAUGGUGUUACAGCAACAGACUUAGUUCUAACUGUGACUCAAAUUCUCAGAAAGCAUGGUGUUGUGGGGAAAUUUGUUGAAUUUUAUGGUGAUGGUAUGGGUGAAUUAUCUUUGGCUGACAGGGCCACUAUUGCCAAUAUGUCUCCUGAAUAUGGUGCCACCAUGGGCUUCUUCCCUGUGGAUCAUGUUACAUUACAGUAUCUCAAGUUAACAGGAAGAAGUGAUGAGACUGUGGCCAUGAUAGAGUCUUAUCUCAGGGCAAACAAACUGUUUGUUGACUAUAAUGAGCCACAACAAGACAGAGUGUAUUCAUCAUAUCUUGAAUUAAACCUUUCUGAUGUUGAACCAUGCAUUUCAGGACCAAAGAGACCACAUGAUCGGGUACCUUUGAAAGAAAUGAAGGCCGACUGGCAUGCUUGUCUUGAUAACAAAGUUGGGUUUAAGGGAUUUGCUAUACCAAAAGAGGCACAAGGAAAAGUUGCAAAAUUUGAUUUCCAUGGGCAGCCAGCAGAGCUCAAGCACGGCAGUGUUGUGAUUGCUGCAAUCACAAGCUGUACAAAUACAUCAAACCCAAGUGUAAUGCUUGGUGCUGGUCUUGUUGCAAAAAAGGCUCAUGAGCUUGGUUUGAAGGUCAAGCCUUGGGUUAAAACAAGUCUUGCUCCAGGCUCUGGAGUUGUUACAAAAUAUCUACUCCAGAGUGGACUGCAAAAAUAUCUAAAUGAACAAGGUUUUCAUAUUGUUGGAUUUGGCUGUACUACAUGUAUUGGCAAUUCAGGAGAGCUGGAUGAGUCCGUUGCUUCUGCCAUCUCAGAAAAUGACGUUGUAGCAGCUGCUGUGUUGUCUGGGAACCGUAAUUUUGAGGGUCGAGUACAUGCAUUGACAAGAGCUAACUACCUUGCUUCUCCUCCUCUAGUUGUUGCUUAUGCUCUUGCUGGCACGGUUGACAUUGACUUUGAGAAGGAGCCAAUUGGGACAGGGAAAGAUGGAAAGAAUGUCUACUUGGGGGAUAUCUGGCCAUCUACUGAAGAAAUUGCUGAGGUUGUCCAAUCCAGUGUGUUGCCUGACAUGUUCCGAAGUACAUACGAGGCUAUUACCAAAGGGAACCCAAUGUGGAAUCAACUACAAGUUCCUGCUGAUGCUCUGUACUCAUGGGAUCUCAACUCAACAUAUAUCCAUGAACCCCCAUACUUCAAGAACAUGACGAUGGAUCCUCCUGGACCUCAUGGUGUAAAAGAUGCUUAUUGCCUGCUGAAUUUUGGUGACAGUAUAACCACUGAUCAUAUUUCUCCAGCCGGAAGCAUUCACAAGGAUAGUCCUGCUGCCAAAUACCUUGUUGAGCGUGGGGUGGAACGCAAGGACUUCAAUUCUUAUGGAAGUCGUCGUGGCAAUGAUGAGGUGAUGGCAAGGGGAACUUUUGCCAACAUUCGCCUUGUUAACAAGCUCUUGAAAGGGGAAGUUGGUCCAAAGACAGUUCACAUUCCAACAGGGGAAAAGCUUUACGUGUUUGAUGCAGCAACGAGAUACAUGGCUUCUGGGCAAGACACCAUUGUGCUGGCUGGAGCUGAAUAUGGCAGUGGAAGCUCUAGAGAUUGGGCUGCCAAGGGUCCAAUGCUACUGGGAGUCAAAGCUGUGAUAGCCAAGAGUUUCGAGAGAAUUCAUCGUAGUAACUUGGUAGGAAUGGGUAUCAUUCCUCUUUGCUUCAAACCUGGUGAGGAUGCGGACACAUUGGGAUUAACUGGUCAUGAACGUUAUUCAAUUGACCUACCAAGUAAAAUCAGUGAGAUUAGGCCAGGCCAAGAUGUGACAGUCACAACCGAUAAUGGAAAAUCUUUCACCUGCACAGUACGCUUUGACACUGAGGUCGAACUUGAUUACUUCAACCAUGGAGGCAUACUUCCAUAUGUCAUAAGGAACCUCAUUAAGCAGUGAAGGCCAUUGUCGAUGGAAAAUUCCAAGGUCAUUGUCCCAGUAUGCUUUUAAAGUUGUAAAAUGUGAGAAUAAUUUUCCCAGAGAUAGGAAAAGAUCCCCUUUUUUAGAGGGAGAUUUUGACACCAGACCAGUAAACAGUGAUUCAUUUGAUUGUGCUAUAACACAGCCCCUUGAAAAUGGGGACAAUUGUGUAAAGCCGACGUGAAGUGUGAACCCUGCCAAUUGCGCGCGGCACUUGGUCUGCUAAGUAUAGUGUUUAAGGUAGUAAAAAUUUCUUUCUUUUCAAGGCUUCCGCUUGGAUAUUCAAUGAAAAGCUGAGUAUAGUAGAACAAUACGUAGAGAAUAGAAUAAGAUUGAGUUUGAAUGAAAGGUUAGGUUAGAAAUUUAAGUUUGAAUAAUUUCAUUCUGUGAACGUUUGUAAAAGCAACUCUCAUUUUUUCUGUCAAAUUGAGUUUUAGGGUAAAACUAUGGCAAAAUUUGAAAUUGUCUUAAGAAGCAUAUUACCUCUAUACUUUAUAGUUUAUAGUGAUUAAUAUGCUAAGGAAUUUGAGGAAGCUUAUGUUAUAUUA